AUGGCUUUUCUUCUGAAUGUUGGCUUCUGGGCCCCGGCUCAGAUGCUGUCCACCCCUGCCUUGUCUAGAGGGUAUUCAGCCGGGGGAAAAGGGCAGAUGUCCAUUUUUUUUACCAGGAACGAUGCACUCCUGAGUCGGCCAAUCAGUCUCUUCUGCCGAUCAGCCUCGUGCGUGAGAGAGACUGCUCCACGCUAUUUGCUCGCAACCCGGCCAGAGCACUCGGGUUUCAGACUACCCAGUUCUGUCCAUGGCGCUAGCCAGCUGGCGCAUCGGUGGCUUCGCCGUCCAGCGGCGCCUCGCUUUCCAGAAGCCUUCUCCGUGCCUGGCGGAGAAGUGGAGGCUCUUCCGUCAACACUGCGCCACAUUCUGAAUGUAAAAAGCAUACGCCACUUGGCAUCUGAAGCUUCGUCUGGUGCUCGGUCGCACGCGAGCUGCGACGCUGGGACCGUGUGCAAACGACAGCGUCCCCAGAGCCGCGCCGCACGUGCUGCGCUGUCGUACAGUGCCGUGCUCAACCCCCUCUCUUCAGUAUCUUGCAUUCGCGCCACUUCGCCUAUAGCUUCGGCCGUGUUCGCUCGAACCAUCAGUACUUGCAGACGACGCUACUUCAAGAUGCGGAAGUUCCACAAAAAGAAGUACAAGAAGAAGCUGAUGCGGCUGAAGAAAAUCCCCUUUGUUGAGAUGCACAAAGAGAAGAGGACAUGGAAAACGUACCGGGAAACCCGCCUGUAUCGCAAGGAGCUGCGACGUGGACUUCCUAAGAAAGGCGCUCGAAAGCUUCGUCUCAAGCGGGAAAGAUGA
This is a messenger RNA of Besnoitia besnoiti, 801 nucleotides long. RefSeq lists its product as uncharacterized. The transcript has a single exon. The record is from RefSeq and is a predicted model, not a curated record. Bases 1 to 801 code for a protein of 266 amino acids. NCBI's taxonomy places the organism in Eukaryota, Apicomplexa, Conoidasida, Eucoccidiorida, Sarcocystidae.